UAUCAAUGUUAGCUGCAAACAAGUAGAUUUUAUAGAAUGGGGAGUGAUGGAGAAACAACCUAAUCAAGUUACACCAUCUCUCCCCUCUUCUAAUAAUAACUUCAAGGAAGAACCCUUGAAAUCAUCAUCAAAAUCACCUCUUCUAGCUUCUUCUACUCCUCCUGGUGGUGGUGGUGGUGGUGGUGCUCCUGCUGGUGGUGUUGAUAGAUUGAAAAGAGAUGAAUGGAGUGAAGGAGCUGUUGGAAGUCUUCUCGACGCCUACGAAUCGAAAUGGGUUCUUCGAAAUCGCGCUAAACUUAAGGGUCAAGAUUGGGAAGAUGUUGCUCGACAUGUUUCAGAAAGAGCUAAUUCAACUAAAACUCCAAAGACACAAACACAGUGUAAGAACAAGAUUGAGUCCAUGAAGAAACGAUAUAGAUCGGAGUCUGCCACUGUUGAAAUUUCUUCAUGGCCUCUUUACCAUCGUCUUGAUCUUUUACUCCGUGGUGGUAGUGGUACUCAUCAUCAAACUCCUCUUUCACCUCCAAAUCAUCAUCCUCCUCCUCUUGUACUACUUGAUCAUCAACUUCCACCGCCGCCACCGUCUCCGGCACCGGCACCACCUGCACCACCACCUCAUCCUCCUCCUCCACCUCUUGGUAUUCAACAAGACUCUCAUGAAUCCAAUGGAGUUGAACCAGGGUCCAAGGAAGAUGAGGUUGGAGUUAAGUUACUGGAGCAUGGAUCAGAUAAAACUCCCAUGGAAAUGGAUAGUAGUACACCACCAAUCUCUGAUGGGGAAAGGGAGAAGAUGAAAUCAAAGAAAAUGAAGAUGAGAAUGAAAAGGAAGAAAAGAAGAAUGAGAGGAGAUUGGGAAGUGGCCCAAAGUGUUAGGUGGUUGGCUGAGGUAGUAGUGAGGUCUGAGCAGGCAAGGAUGGAAACAAUGAAAGAAUUAGAGAGAAUGAGAGCUGAAGUUGAAGCCAAGAAGGGAGAGAUGGAUCUGAAGAGAACAGAGAUUAUUGCAAAUACCCAAUUGCAGAUUGCAAGGCUUCUAGCUGGUGAUGUCAAAGGCAUUGAUUCUUCAUUGAGGAUUGGAAGGAAUUGACUACCAUGCCAUUAGUGGUUGAGUUGGUUUUAAUUAAUUACUGCAUCUGGUCUGUAUGUAAAAUAAAAAUAUUGUUACCAUCACCUUAUAUUUUUAUGUUUUGACUGGCU
Telopea speciosissima is the source of this 1194-nucleotide messenger RNA. RefSeq names its product trihelix transcription factor ASIL2-like. The record is from RefSeq and is a predicted model, not a curated record. Lineage: Eukaryota; Viridiplantae; Streptophyta; Magnoliopsida; Proteales; Proteaceae. The transcript is spliced from 2 exons. Gene Ontology annotation, cellular component: nucleus. Bases 47 to 1084 code for a protein of 345 amino acids. Gene Ontology annotation, molecular function: transcription cis-regulatory region binding.